This is a messenger RNA of Kluyveromyces lactis, 1680 nucleotides long. RefSeq names its product chaperonin-containing T-complex alpha subunit TCP1 (gene TCP1). Lineage: Eukaryota; Fungi; Ascomycota; Saccharomycetes; Saccharomycetales; Saccharomycetaceae. Gene Ontology annotation, cellular component: chaperonin-containing T-complex. The transcript has a single exon. Gene Ontology annotation, biological process: protein folding. The record is from RefSeq and is a predicted model, not a curated record. Gene Ontology annotation, molecular function: ATP binding; ATP hydrolysis activity; ATP-dependent protein folding chaperone. The coding region runs from base 1 to 1680 and encodes 559 amino acids.
AUGGCUCAGGUAUAUGGGAAUUCACGUUCCGAUACGUUAUUUCUAGGUGGUGAGAAAAUUUCUGGCGAUGACAUCCGUAACCAGAACGUUUUAGCCUCUUUAGCAGUGGCAAAUGUCGUUAAAUCAUCUUUGGGGCCUGUUGGUUUAGAUAAGAUGUUAGUCGAUGACAUUGGUGACUUCACCGUUACUAACGAUGGUGCUACCAUUCUCGCGCUUUUGGAUGUUCAGCACCCAGCUGGUAAGAUUUUGGUUGAUUUGGCACAACAGCAAGAUCGUGAAAUUGGUGAUGGUACCACCAGUGUUGUCAUCAUUGCUUCUGAGCUAUUGAAGAAAGCUAAUGAUUUGGUCAAGAACAAAAUCCAUCCAACUACUAUUAUCACUGGUUACAGGGUUGCUCUUAGAGAGGCAAUUCGUUACAUUGAUGAAGUUCUUUCUGUUCCAGUGGACACUCUAGGUAAAGAUACAAUGCUAAACAUUGCAAAGACAAGUAUGUCUUCCAAGAUUAUCGGUUCAGAUUCCGAGUUUUUCAGUAACAUGGUCGUUGAUGCACUAUUAGCUGUUAGAACUCAAAACGCGAAGGGUGAUGUUAAAUAUCCUGUCAAGGCCGUUAACAUCUUGAAGGCCCAUGGUAAGUCUGCUAGGGAAUCCGUAUUGGUUCAAGGUUACGCCUUGAAUUGUACCGUAGCGUCUCAAGCUAUGCCAAAACAAAUCACCGGUGGUAACGUCAAGAUCGCUUGUUUAGAUAUGAAUCUACAAAAAGCUCGUAUGGCAAUGGGUGUUCAGAUCAAUAUCGAUGACCCAGAACAACUAGAGGAGAUUCGCAAGCGUGAAGCUGGAAUCAUCUUGGAUAAAGUGAAGAAGAUUAUUGAUGCUGGUGCUCAAGUCGUCUUGACCACCAAGGGUAUCGACGAUUUAUGUAUCAAAGAAUUUGUUAAUGCCAAGGUUAUGGGUGUUAGACGUUGUAAGAAGGAAGAUUUAAGAAGAAUCGCCCGCGCCACUGGUGCCACACUAGUCAGCGAUAUGUCGAACUUAGAAGGAGAUGAAGUAUUUGAAUCAUCAUAUUUGGGUACAUGUCAAGAAGUGGUUCAAACCAAGUUUUCAGAUGAUGAGUGUAUCCUAAUCAGAGGCACUCAAAAACAUUCCUCGUCUUCCAUCGUAUUACGUGGUCCUAACGAUUACUCGUUAGACGAAAUGGAACGUUCCUUACAUGACUCGCUAUGCGUAGUAAAGAGAACACUUGAAAGUGGGAAUGUCGUACCAGGUGGUGGAUGUGUGGAAACUGCAUUGAACAUCUACCUAGAUAACUUUGCUACUACCGUUGGAUCAAGAGAACAACUAGCUAUUGCAGAAUUUGCCAACGCAUUACUAGUGAUCCCCAAGACCUUAGCCGUCAACGCUGCCAAGGACUCCAGUGAAUUAAUCGCCAAGUUAAGAUCGUACCAUGCGGCUAGCCAGCAAGCGAAACCAGAUGACAUAAAGAGGAGAAAGUACCGUAACUACGGACUAGAUCUAAUCAAGGGUAAGAUCGUAGAUGAAGUUCAUGCCGGUGUCCUUGAGCCAACCAUCAGUAAAGUUAAAUCCUUGAAAUCGGCUUUGGAAGCAUGUAUCGCCAUUCUAAGAAUUGACACAAUGAUAACAGUGGACCCAGAACCUGAAAAGGAAGGAGACGCCUGUGCUUAA